AUGAAAAGUGGCUUGGAAUAUUUUGCAAUCUUUUUGUACAUUAUGGUGAAUAUUUUGAAUAAACAUCAAUAUCAAGCAGUACGUUGUUACGUAUGUGACUAUUGUCCGAUAGUAACGAGUGAAUCAAUAACAAACAAUUGUACAUCUUGCGUGAUGGGUGGUAGUAAUUUUGGAAUUCACAGAAUAUGUUUGUUUAAUGAUACGAUACCCAUUAACUUCCCAAACGAAAAUAGAGAGAAUUGUCCCACUGACUUGUGUAAUGGGAAAACAGUUGAUAACACUGCACAACCUCCACCAGGGCCUAUAGCAAAACCAAUCAGUUGCUAUACUUGUUUGAACUGUACAAAAAGUAACCAAAAGGUUAUUAGCGGUUGUGGUGGAUGUGUGACAACUCAUGGUUCUGGAGUUACUAGUAAAUUUUGUGGACCUACAUGUGAUCAAUUGGAACAUGCGUAUACAGUCGGUUGUUGCUCAACAGAUAAAUGCAAUGGAAUGACAAAAUUAUCUAUUCAUCGUCAUGUUGCCGGUGAAAAUUAUUCAGUACACAGAAUAUGUUUGCAUAAUAAUGCGAUUCCCACAAACUUUCCAAAGGAGAAUCUGAAUGUAUGCCAAUCGGAUCUGUGUAAUAAUCGAAUAAUUGGCGAUCAUCUAAAAAACCAAACAAAUCCUCUAUAUAAUUCAACAACUCAUGGUUCUGGAGUUACUAGUAAAUUUUGUGGACCUACAUGUGAUCAAUUGGAACAUGCGUAUACAGUCGGUUGUUGCUCAACAGAUAAAUGUAAUGGAAUGACAAAAUUAUCUAUUCAUCGUCAUGUUAUUGUUGUUCUGUUUGUUUGCAUGGGAAUCAGUAAAUACAUUCUCUGA
Schistosoma bovis is the source of this 864-nucleotide messenger RNA. Lineage: Eukaryota; Metazoa; Platyhelminthes; Trematoda; Strigeidida; Schistosomatidae. The record is from the annotation of a GenBank genome assembly.